AUGUCCCUGGCACCACCAAACACAGGCAAGUCGGCUGCCGAGCAGCUAUCGACCGCAGGGUCCAUUCUCGCCGGCGCUAUAGCUGCGUGUGGUGCAGUCACGUUCACCAACCCCAUUGAUCUCAUCAAGACCCGGAUGCAGCUCCAGGGAGAACUCAUCAAGCUGGCCAAAGACGCUCCCGUGCUCUAUCGCAACCCGUUCCAGGCGUUUGGACUCAUUGUGCGUACCGAAGGUAUCCGUGGCAUCCAGCAGGGCCUCAUCUCAGGAUAUCUCUACCAGAUAGGAUUGAAUGGGUGCAGAGUAGGCUUCUACGAACGUAGCAGAUACUACCUCACCAAAGUGCUCCAUCCUGGCAGUUUGGGCGAGGACGACAAGGUACCCCAGAAGCUCCACAUUAACGUGUUGGCAGGCAUGGUUUCGGGAGCCAUUGGGUCGGUCGUAGCCAAUCCACUCUUCCUCAUCAAGACCAGAAUGCAAUCCUACACCAAGGCCCAUCUGGACACUUUGGUGGGCCAGCAGACGUUCUACCGAGGCGUAUGGGACGGUUUAUCCACCGUGUACCGUGCAGAGGGCUUCAAGGGCUUGUAUCGUGGUGUGGAUGCUGCCAUCAUGAGAACAGGUGCUGGAUCUUCAGUACAAUUACCCACCUACUACUUGACGAAAAACUACCUCGUAGCACACUCAGUUUUUGCACCCACCUCGAUCUGGCUCCACCUCGUGUCGUCGUCAGUGGCAGGUGCAGCCGUGGCAGUGGUGAUGAAUCCGUGGGACGUGAUCUUGACCAGAGUCUACAACCAGAAGGGAAAUUUGUAUUCGGGACCAGUGGACUGUUUCAGGAAGACAGUGCGGAAUGAAGGCUUUGGAGCGUUGUACAAGGGAUUCUGGGCCCAGUUCUUCCGGAUUGGACCCCACUCAGUAUUGAUGUUGAUGUUCAUGGAGCAGAGCAUGGAGUUUGUGUGGAAGGUGGAGCAGAGAUUCAGAUAA
This is a messenger RNA of Suhomyces tanzawaensis NRRL Y-17324, 984 nucleotides long. RefSeq names its product Oac1p (gene OAC1). NCBI's taxonomy places the organism in Eukaryota, Fungi, Ascomycota, Pichiomycetes, Serinales, Debaryomycetaceae. Bases 1 to 984 code for a protein of 327 amino acids. The record is from RefSeq and is a predicted model, not a curated record. The transcript has a single exon.